AUGGAAAAGAAAGUUCCGGUGAAAAAGGCUGGGGAUGAGCCCAGACCGAAAGCCCCUCCUCCUGCGGCCUCCAAGGACGUGUUGCAGAAGCCGAAGGAGCCGAAGGGUUUGAAGAAGGUCCAGGCGAGCAAGUUUGGAGUGUUCGUGGGUCCGAAGAAGAAGACCCUUGGUGGUCCGCCUCGGCCGCCGGCUCCUACGGGUGCCCGACCGAGCGAUGGUGGUCAUCGCCCGAGUGGGAGUCGGCCUAGUGAACCAGGUGGCGGUCGAGGAAGCGACGGGCGUCCUAGUGACGCAAGACCGAGUGAGGGUGGUCGUCCGAGUCAAGGCGGUGGUGGGCGACCAAGUGGUGGGCGACCAAGUGGUGGGCGACCGAGUGAAGGACCUCGGCGAGAGACGGCUGGUGAGGAGCGGGAUAACGCUGAGAAGGGGUCGGGAGAGGCGCGCCCAUCUGAGGGGGACAUGAUGGCUGAGGAGGAGGCUUAUGAGGACUACGUCGGUACGUACAACGUGGUGGCCACGGACCCUUUAGACCGCGAACGUAGGUUGAACACAGAAUGGCUAAGUGCAGGGUUGCCCUUGCACGACUUGCGCGCGGACAGGGAAACUGGAUAUGUCAGUAGGUUGUUGGGUGUGGCAUUGGAGCAUGAAGUGGGUAAGUAUUAUACCGAUUUGGGUAUGCGCGAUUUCCGUCUGAUGUUGGCUCACAUUUUCAAAGAUCUCGGGGUGCCUUACCAUGCGGCCGCAUACCGUCAAGUUCCAGCUGAAAAGUUGGCCACGACUUUGCGGAAGUUGGGGAUUCCCGCACGAUCGGAAUUAAUGAACGCUAUUUGCGAUAACUUGAUCUGGUGCGAAGACAGUUUCGUGAGCUUUGCAAAACUUGUUGAGAUGGCAGGAGACAUGGAGGCGGACUUCAUUGCACCGGAACGCACUGCCAAACGCCUUGAGGCCGAGGCGAAGCGGGUCGUGGACGAGCAGCAGCUACGCUUCGAUCGUGAACGUAAAAAAUUACGGCUCGAACAACAGGCCAGGGAAAGAAUGUAUGUCUACGACCCCCGGCAAGUCGUAAUCGACACCAUUAAACGACCUGAGUACCUAACCCCGGCUACCAUUGGCGUUAUCUCGGCGCUAUAUGACAUGUACAUGAGCGGACGCAUAACCCAAAACGACCUCAUUGCCGGAACGCUUGAAGUUACUGGAGCAAAACAUGCCGAACGCCUCGAAACGGUGCUGGAAACGUACCAUCCCCAAAACGGUCAGCGAGCGGCCCAGGACCUGCGAUUACAAGACGUGCUCGUGGCCGCACUAAAAGACUCCCACGAUGAACCCACCCGCAAAGCACGACCUCAAUAUUCGCGCCCAGCUCUAGGGGCCGUCGUUCAGGGACCUGGCACCAAAUUCCAUACCAAGUGCGUCGAUAACGCCGCCAACAACCCAAAAGAGCCUUACGUCUCUCCCAUCACUCAGCGACCGCUCGACGGCGGCCGGCAGGACAAGUGGAAACCGUCGCCACAUGCCCGCGUUCCCAGCGACGACUGCCUUAACUGGAUCCACAAUGUACUCACCCGCGAAACACCCUUUCCCCAAAUCCCACUUGAACGCGAUAUAAAUCUACUUAAAGAAUUAUGUCUGUGUUUCGCGGACGGAUGGCUGACGACCAACCAUUUCAAACAAAUUUGUGAUUCCUGGAAUCUUCCGGUGAACCAAAACCUAGGAAAAGCUAUUCGGGAUCAUAGCUGCAGAGGCAGGUGUUCUAUACAUACUCUGUGGAAGGGAAUGGUCACCGCUCUCGAGCAACAAGGCUGUCGCCUCUAA
This is a messenger RNA of Gregarina niphandrodes, 1812 nucleotides long. RefSeq lists its product as hypothetical. NCBI's taxonomy places the organism in Eukaryota, Apicomplexa, Conoidasida, Eugregarinorida, Gregarinidae. The record is from RefSeq and is a predicted model, not a curated record. Bases 1 to 1812 code for a protein of 603 amino acids. The transcript has a single exon.